GGGCCUUUUCAGCCAUUCAGCUCACAUCAUCGGGACCGGGAACAUUGAGACCCGGAGAGAAUCUCAAUCUGGUCUGUAAAGUGACAGGAGUCUCCAUCACUGACAGCCGUUAUUCUUGGGACUGGAUCCGUCAGCCUCCUGGGAAAGGUCUGGAAUGGGUUGCAUAUAUAUAUGCUGGGAGCAAAUACUACGCCCCUUCUCUCCAAAGUCGUGCCACCAUUUCUGCAGACAGCUCCACAAACCAGUUCUCCCUUCAGCUGAAUUCAGUGACAGCUGCUGACUCUGCUGUGUAUUAUUGUGCCCGAGAAGCACA
This is a messenger RNA of Gekko japonicus, 313 nucleotides long. RefSeq names its product putative V-set and immunoglobulin domain-containing-like protein IGHV4OR15-8. Gene Ontology annotation, molecular function: antigen binding; immunoglobulin receptor binding. The annotation marks the transcript as partial. The transcript has a single exon. NCBI's taxonomy places the organism in Eukaryota, Metazoa, Chordata, Lepidosauria, Squamata, Gekkonidae. Gene Ontology annotation, cellular component: blood microparticle; external side of plasma membrane; immunoglobulin complex, circulating. The record is from RefSeq and is a predicted model, not a curated record. Gene Ontology annotation, biological process: B cell receptor signaling pathway; positive regulation of B cell activation; phagocytosis, recognition.